Molecule: messenger RNA, 1824 nt
Organism: Pelagomonas calceolata
Lineage: Eukaryota; Pelagophyceae; Pelagomonadales; Pelagomonadaceae
Source: the annotation of a GenBank genome assembly
AUGCUCGACUGCUGCACGACAGUCUGCUGCGGCGAACGAACGACCAUGUUCUGCGACUGCGGAGGAGAUCGGAGCCCCGACGAGCCCUCCGAGCCAAUCUUAGCCGGCCUCCUGCUGAAGCGGAACCGGUGGAGGUGGGUUCGGCGGCGCGCAGUGUUACGGAGAGGCCGGCUCAGUAUAGGCGCCGAGAGAUUAGAUCUGACCGACGCAAAGCUCGAAGACGUCGACGAGCCCGGCCGCCACACGUUCUGCAUCGACGACCACGUCUUCCGCUGCGACACGGCCCGAGAGAAGCGGCGCUGGCUGCGCGACGUGGCCCGGGCGAGCGGCGCCGCGCGGCCGCCGCCGCGCCCGGCGCCGGCCGUCCACGGUAUUCUGCUCAAGCAAGGGCAGCACGGGCUCUGGAACCGGCGGAGCGCCGAGUUGCGGAGCGACGCGUGGACGGCGGCGCGCGGCCACCGCUGGCGCCUCGAGUGGUCCGACGCCGACAAUCAGAAGCGGCCGGGCGGCCGCGUCGACGUGAGAAACGCCACGAUCGCUCCUGGUGAGAACGACGACACGUUCGUGGUCAACGACGUGCGCUUCAAGGGUUUGGCCGAGGGCGACGCCGAGCGGUGGCUCGCUUGUUUAAGUGCGGCGCGGCGCGGCGCUUCUCGUCAGGACGUGGCGCGGAUCUGGGCGCCCGUCGACGAGGCGCGCGACGUGCGGGGCGGCUCUAGUGGAGGCGCGCUGGUCGUCGUGUUGGUCUCGUGCGUCGUCGUCAUGCGACCGCAGAUCUUGCUCGCCGUCCUGCGCUACGUCCUCCUGCCCCUUCUCCUGAUCCUCGUCAACGCCUACGUCUUCCGGCGCGCGCUCGUGCGGCUGGCGACGCGCAAAAUGCCUUUAAGGCGGCCGCCGACGUUGGACCUGGCCGUCCGCGGCGCGGCCCUGCAGAUCACUUUGACAGACAUCGUCUACGAAGACCCGGCGCUGCUCGACGACGACUCCGACGACGAGGACGACGACGAGGAACAGAAGGACCCGUUGCUGGCUCUGGAGACGAUCGUGGUCUCGAUAAUCGUGCGGCGCGUCGGUAAAUCCAGGCGGCUGCGGGCCGAGAUCUCCGCCGAGGUCACGGGCCUCACGCUCUGCUACGCGACCUACGACGCUAGGUUUAGGGACACGAACUUGAAGAGGUUCCGGGGCGAGGCCGAGGAAGAGUUCGACGAGGACGAGCCGCCUCCCUCGACGAAGCCCCGGUCGCUCGUCUACCGCGGCGUCCACUUCCGGAAUUUAGCGGUACGACUCGUCGCGCGGUCGCCCUUUGGGGCGAGGCACCUCGGGACCAUACAAUUACGAGAUGAGACGGCUGAUUUAGAAAAAAACUUCAAGUCCCGCAUUCAAACGUUCGCCUGGAUCCAGGGCCUGGCCGUGCGCGCCGUGGCGAACGUUGGAUUCGACGUCAUGGACGCGGCGUUUAGUGGGGCGGCGUCGGCGGUGACGGGUCUCGUGUUCGCGCCGCUGGACGUGGCGGACCGCGUUGCUGAGAGAUUUGGCGGUUCUCGUGUGGUCACGGGCGUGACGGGGGGCGUGCGGUCGACGGUCGGGGGCGUGGUCGGGGGUGGGACGGCCGUCGUCGGCGGGUCUUUAGCUGCUGGUCGCGCAUUGGUCCAAGGAGCGACGUCGGGCGACGUGGGCCAGCUCGGCGAGGCGGGCCGGGCCUUCGCGGGCGGGGUGGUCGGUGGGGUCGGUUCCGUCGUCGGCGGCGUGGCCCACGCUGGUCAAGAUGUGGUUGGGGGCGUGCGCGCGGGCGUGCGGUCGACGUCGACGACGCUUUUUGACUAA